CCAUGCGGCAGCUCCAACAACACAGGAAGAAGAUGUGUUUGAUCAGCAGAUAGCGGUUAUUGAUUAGGAGGAACUAUGCGUCUGUUUUUAAACCAUCAGUGGAUUUGAGAAGUGCGCGAGUCAUGGACGCUUCAGCGAGUCUGUUGUUUGAGUAUGUUUUCUCGCCUGCAAACAUUGCGGGUUUGAUAGCGUUCGUGCUGGUUUUCUAUGUGCUGCAAGAGUACCAAUGGCAUCAGACAUACGCCAACAUCCCUCCGGGACCAAAGCCAUGGCCCAUCGUGGGCAACUUCGGGGGCUUCCUCGUGCCUCCUUUCAUUUUAAAACGUUUUGUGAAGAACAGCAAAGAGUUCGCGAAGGUGGUGUCGAACCCGCUGUCACCUCAGGCUGGACUCAUAGAGAUGUCCAAACUGUACGGGAACAUAUUCAGCAUUUUCGUCGGGCCUCAGCUGAUGGUGGUGCUGACGGGAUACGACGCGGUGCGGGACGCGAUGCUCAACCACACGGAGACGUUUUCUGACAGACCGCAUAUACCGCUCGUAACUAUUAUCACCAAGAGGAAAGGGAUUGUGUUUGCGCCGUACGGUCCGCUGUGGAGAAACAACCGCAGGUUCUGUCACAGCACUCUGCGCAGCUUCGGCUUCGGCAGGAUGAGCCUGGAGCCCUGCAUCCAUGAAGGCCUGGCUAUCAUUAAAACAGAGCUCCAGAGCCUCAUCGAGACAGCAGGCCCUUCUGGCAUUGAUCUGACUCCGCUCAUCAGCAAUGCGGUCUCCAACGUCAUCUCCUUAAUGAGUCUGGGUCAGCGCUUCCACCACGAGGACAAGGAGUUUCGAAACAUGCGGGAUCUCAUGUCUCACGGCUUGGAGAUCAGCGUCAACACCUCCAUUCUGCUGGUCAACGUGUUCCCCUGGCUCUACUAUCUGCCGUUUGGAGUCUUCAAGGAGCUGAGGCGAGCCGAGAUCGACAUUACGGCCUUCCUAAAGAAAAUCAUAGCAAGGCACCGGGCCACACUGGACCCAGAGAAUCCCAAGGACUUCAUCGAUAUGUAUCUUGUGGAGAUGCUGGCCAAGCAAAAGGAAGGCAGUUCGGAGGAAAACCUGUUCUCGGAGGAUGACCUCUUCUAUAUUAUUGGAGAUCUCUUCAUUGCAGGCACCGACACGACAACUAAUAGCUUGUUGUGGAGCAUUCUCUAUAUGUCUUUGUAUCCUGAUGUGCAAGAGAAAGUUCAGAAGGAGAUCGAUGCAGUUGUGGGAUCUGAGAGAGUGCCUUCUUUGACCGAUAAGGGCAGUUUGCCGUACACUGAAGCCACUAUUAUGGAGGUGAUAAGGAUGACUGUUGUGGUUCCUCUGUCCAUACCACAUAUGGCCUCAGAAACCACUGAGUUCAGAGGGUUCACCAUCCCUAAAGGAACGGUUAUUAUCCCAAACCUCUGGUCAGUACACAGGGAUCCCACAGUGUGGGAAAAUCCUGAUGACUUCAAUCCAGCACGAUUUCUGGAUGAACAAGGAAAGAUUGUCAGGAAAGACUGCUUUAUUCCUUUUGGAUUGGGGCGCAGAGUGUGCAUGGGAGAGCAGCUGGCUAAGAUGGAGCUGUUUCUGAUGUUCACCAGCCUGAUGCAGACAUUUACAUUCAGGUUUCCCGAGGGAGCAACUGCUCCUUCCAUGCACGGACGCUUCGGCCUGACUCUGGCUCCAUGCCCGUUCACUGUCUGCGUCCAAACACGCUGAACGGGCUUUACAAAAUGUCAUUACCAAAGCAAGGAGUCAUCAUUGGGGAGCAAAUUGCACAGGUUGACCAUAAAGGAGAGUUGUCCUUUGGACCAUAAACAAAAGUAAGGGCCUUUUUAGUUGUAUGAUGAAGCAAAAGCUUUUUAGGUUAUUUUUAUAAAAAGGUCCAGAACAUUUUCAAGAAAAAAAAUGCACAUACACUGUAAAAACAAUUAUGCUAAUUACAUUGCCUGUAGCUUGUUGUUGAAGGGUGUUUUCCAUUUAUUUAGUCUUUUGAAUUGCACUAUGAGACCUUGAUCUCUGCUCUAACAAAUAUUUCUCUUUAAAAAGUUUACCAGAGUGACUUUUAUUGACGUUUUAUUAGUUUGAAAAGAUAUAUCGUCUACAUCAGAGGUGCCAAACUCAGUUCUUGCAUGUCCGCAGCCCUGCACAGUUUUGUUUUAACACACUUAAGCUGCGGUCACACUAGAGUAUUAGAGUACUGUGCUGCGAAAAGGGCCGGGAUUAAACAAGAUGAUUACAUGUUAAAAAAACGAGCGACUGCUCCAUCUUAUAAAUUUCUGUACAGCGAGGUCAUGUUUUGAUCUUCUAUUGGGCUCACGCAAUGACGUGAUGCGACUUUGCAGGGAAUAGUUUACCAUACUUGAACUUUCCAAUACAGCGACACGCAAAACUUGUCGCACAAGCUUGCAUUUCCGGGCUGCCUAAUUUGCAUGAAUAUGAAUGGACGUCUAUGGAGUGAAAAAACUGCAAUGUGACCACAGUUAUUAGUUUGAUCAGGUCUGUUUAAUUAGGGUUGGAACUAAACUGUGCAGAGCUGCGGCCCUCCAGCAACUGGUCUACAUUAAUCACGUAAACUAUGGUGCAAAACCUAGGUAAUGAGCAGGGCCAGACAGAAUAUUUUUUGGACAUUUUUUUGCCAUUUCUGCGAAUUAGUUUGUAAAAAAAGCAAGGAAAUAUUACUUUACAAACUGUUUAGUAAAUAAAUCAUAUAUGCACCAUAUACGAGCUGCCAGUACUACUUGUUUUGGUGUACAGAUUUAAUCAUAAGUAUGAUAUGUCUUGUACAAUACAUUCAUUCAUUUUCCUUCGGCUUAGUCUCUUUUUUUAUCAUUUAUCAGGGGUCGCCACAUCGUAAUGAACCGCCAACUUAACCAGGAUAUGUUUUACACAACAGAUGCCCUUCCAACUGCAACCCAGUACUGGGAAACACCCAUACACACUCAGACACGCACAUACACUACGGCCAAUUUAGUUUAUUCAAUUCACCUAUAGCGCACGUCUUUGGAAUGUGGACAAAACAAGAGCACCUGGAGGAAACUCAUACCAACACGGGGAGAACAUGCAAACUCCACAUAGAAAAGCUAACUGGUCCAGCUGGGACUUGAACCAGCAACCUUCUUGCUGUGAGGCGAGAGUGCUAACCACUGAGCCACCUGUACAAUAUAUUAUUAGAAGAAUAUAUAUAU
Danio aesculapii is the source of this 3193-nucleotide messenger RNA. RefSeq names its product cytochrome P450 2U1 (gene cyp2u1). The record is from RefSeq and is a predicted model, not a curated record. Gene Ontology annotation, cellular component: intracellular membrane-bounded organelle; cytoplasm. Gene Ontology annotation, molecular function: oxidoreductase activity, acting on paired donors, with incorporation or reduction of molecular oxygen, reduced flavin or flavoprotein as one donor, and incorporation of one atom of oxygen; iron ion binding; heme binding. The transcript has 5 exons. Gene Ontology annotation, biological process: xenobiotic metabolic process. The coding region runs from base 123 to 1724 and encodes 533 amino acids. Lineage: Eukaryota; Metazoa; Chordata; Actinopteri; Cypriniformes; Danionidae.